AUGACAAGGCUCGUUUCGAGCGCCCAAAGCGCUUUCAUCAAAAGAAGCAUCCACGACAACUUCUUGUAUGUUCGCAAUCUUGCUCGGCGCCUUCACAAGAGCAAGAUCCCUUCCCUCCUCUUCAAGCUGGACAUCCACAAGGCCUUCGACACCGUGAAGCGGGAGUAUUUGCUCGACCUACUCCAAUGGCGAGGAUUCGUAAGCAAAUUUAUGGAUUGGAUAGCGGUCCUCCUGAGCUCCUCAUCGCUAUUGAUUCACUCCAAAGAAUUCUUGAGGUUGCUACGAGAAAAGAGCUCCUCCAUAAAAUUAGGGGAAGGGGAGCCAUGAUGAGGACCUCUCUCUAUGCGGAUGACACAACCGUCUUCUUGGCUCCUAUCAAAAGAGACGUCGACAACCUUGCAAGCAUUUUGAGGGGCUUCAGUGAUGUCACGGGACUGUGCACCAAUUUCCAAAAGAGCUCUUUUGUGCCCAUCCGUUGCAACCAUCUCGAUUUGGGUCGCCUAACCCAAAGGUUGCCGGCAACUAGGACUCACUUCCCUCUACGAUACUUGGGUCUCCCUCUCUUAUUUUGGCAAGUAUAGUUGGUGGAUCUUCAGUUUUUAAUGGACAAGGUUGCGAGCAAGCUAACAACUUAUGAGGGCCAAAACAUUACCAUCAUCGGACGGACGACUCUUAUCAAUUCCGUGAUCACCUCCCAGGUGGUCUACCCCGCCACACAGCUGGUCAUCCUGCCAACCAUCCUUCUCAAUGUAAAUAAGCUUGAGAGAGCUUUCCUUUGGUCCGGUACGGACAAGACGACGGGUGCAAAAUGCAUGGUGAAUUGGGAGAUUGUUUGCCGGCCACUUCAAUAUGGGGGACUUGGGGUUCUCAACACCAACAAGUUUACGCGUGCCCUCUGGUUGCGAUGGCCGUGGUAUGAAUGGAAGGAGCCCACCAAGAUGUGGGUGGGGAUGGGGAACCCAUGUGACGAGGACCUAAAUUUCUUCUAUGCAUCCAACACUAUCAUCGUUGGUAACGGCGCGAAGACCCCCUUUUGGGAUUCACCUUGGCUCCUUGGACGCAAGCCAAAAGAUAUUGCCCCGCUCAUUCAUGAAGCGUCCAAGAGAAAGAAUUGGAAGGUUCGGGAGGCCCUCAAACAGAACGCGUGGAUUCUCAAGAUCAAACCUCCCGCCAACGUCUCCGCGGAGCACAUCACACAGUUCUUCACCCUUUGGGUGCUUUUGCAUGAGGUCCAACUCGAUCAGCUCACCGAGGACGACAUCCUAUGGAAGCAUACGGCUAGUGGGCUCUACUCGACACAUCCGCAUACAAGGCGCAAUUCUUAGGGAUGGUUCUCUCACCCAUGGAUAAAAUGGUUUAGAAGGCUUCGGCUCCUCUAAAAGUCAAGUUCUUUGCUUGGUUGGCUCUACAAGAUAGAAUUUGGACCGCCGAUAGAGGCGAAGCGUGGGUGGCCCAACUAUGAUCUUUGCCCUCUCUGCAAGAGAGUACAAGAUGUGGGACUCAUCUCUUCUACAAAUGCCGCUUCACUUGAAGGCUUUGGUCUUUGAUCAUUGACAAAUACCACAUUCUUGGACUUGACACCACUGGCAGGCCCUUGUUCGACUCGGUUGAGGCUUGGUGGGCAAGUACCUGCGACAACGACACGCCAAACCGCCAAGCAAAGGCGUCUUUCACCAUGCUUGUUUCGUGGACUAUCUAGAACGAGCGAAACGCAAGAGUCUUCAAGCACAAGAGCGCACCGCCGACUAUAUUGCUUGCCUCCAUUGAGACCGAGGCCAACCUUUGGAUCAUCGCCGGUGCAAACAAAUUAGGGUCCAUUAUUUUGCGAGAGUAAUCUCAUGUCGUGUAUUCGGGUUACUUGUAACAAACUCUAUCCUCUCUUAUUUAAUGGAUGCGUCAAAGCUUUUGCCUCCAUUUAAAAAAAAAGGGUGUGUACUGGAAAACAUCUUCCUCAUGAUGGGUGCAUAUGUUUGUCGAACCCCGAGAAAACCCAUUCGUAGGGUUUCAUUUUGCUGUAUUUAUCCCCUGUAAAUUUUCUAGUGAUUGACAACUUUUUAACAAUAAACUCCUAGUUGAUUGUUUGCAUCCAGUAUGUUACCCCAUAUGAUCAUUAGGGCAGUAAGUAGGCUGGGGACGUGGUUUGGCUUACUUUCAACAAACACUUGACUGACGCACAAUGUUUGAUUUU
This is a messenger RNA of Triticum dicoccoides, 2188 nucleotides long. RefSeq lists its product as uncharacterized. NCBI's taxonomy places the organism in Eukaryota, Viridiplantae, Streptophyta, Magnoliopsida, Poales, Poaceae. The coding region runs from base 603 to 1325 and encodes 240 amino acids. The transcript has a single exon. The record is from RefSeq and is a predicted model, not a curated record.